AUGUCCACUUGCCUCCUCACCAUCGGACGGAGAGACAGACAUGUCAUUCCAGAGGUUCUCCCGUCCGAAAUACGACAUGCUGUCAUAUCGGUAAGAAAUCGUACGGCACCCGGUCCCGACAGAAUACGACCAGAACACCUGAAGAACCUUCCGCCAGUACUCAUCAACACCCUGGUGAGGCUCUUUACACGUUACCUGUCGGAAUGCAAGGUUCCUAAACAGUGGAAGACCAGCAAGACCGUGUUGUUGUGUAAAAAGGGAGAUCCACAUGACAUCGGCAAGUAUCGCCCAAUCUGCUUACUGUCCGUCAUCUACAAGCUCUUUACAAGAGUAAUCCUUAAUAGGAUUGAAAAAGUCUUGGAUGAAGGACAGCCAUGCGAGCAAGCAGGGUUUCGAAAAGGAUUCAGCACGAUUGAAAACAUUCGCACUGUUUCGAAACCCAUCGAGGUAUCACGAGAGUACAAGGUGCCGCUCUGUCUCACCUUCAUUGACUUAAAGAAGGCCUUCAACUCAGUUGAGACGGAGGCAGUCGCAGAAGCCUUGGACAACCAAGGCGUCCCUACUCAGUGCAUUAAGGUACUUGGAGAGUUGUACAGUAACUUCACGACCUGA
Necator americanus (New World hookworm) is the source of this 612-nucleotide messenger RNA. RefSeq lists its product as uncharacterized. Lineage: Eukaryota; Metazoa; Nematoda; Chromadorea; Rhabditida; Ancylostomatidae. The record is from RefSeq and is a predicted model, not a curated record. The coding region runs from base 1 to 612 and encodes 203 amino acids. The transcript has a single exon.